Messenger RNA from Physcomitrium patens, 4194 nucleotides. Its product is annotated as mitogen-activated protein kinase kinase kinase 1a. Gene Ontology annotation, cellular component: cytoplasm. Gene Ontology annotation, biological process: protein phosphorylation; MAPK cascade. Gene Ontology annotation, molecular function: ATP binding; MAP kinase kinase kinase activity. The record is from RefSeq and is a predicted model, not a curated record. Lineage: Eukaryota; Viridiplantae; Streptophyta; Bryopsida; Funariales; Funariaceae.
UGUGGAUGGUUAGGGUGAUACGUGGAGACCAGGUCGGAGUGUGGCGAUGUGAGGAGAGAGAGGGAUAGAGAGGGAGUCAGCGGAGCAGGCCAGUGUGACUUUGUUGGUGUUGGUAGAUAAUUAGGGUUAGUUUUGAGUAUUUUUGAAUUCCGGGAAUGUGUGUGUAGGUUAAGGUUCUGUGGGAAUUUCUCGUGGUGCAGAAGGUGGCGAGUGGUAGGAAUGAGGGUUUGAAUCUUUGGUGGAGAUCUUCAUAGGAUGCGCAUGCAAGUGUGCGAUUCGUGGUGUUCGCACCGACUUCUGAUAAAUGGCCCUGACUGUCGGGUAGCGUUGGUUGUGAAAUUUGAGGAGGUUUUUGUUUGGAGUGCAAGAUUUAGAUUCGGGAUGUGUAGCGUCCGAAGACUCUAUGAUUCCCGUGGGUGGUGGUAGGAGAUGUAGUUGUUCGAUAUGAGGGGUGUGAAGUUGCUGUAGUGUGUUGGCCGUGUGCAACCGAGGGUAGGGAUGAGAUUCUGCGCUGCGAGGAUGCUGUAACGUUUCAGUGGAGACGAAGUAGGGAGGAUGAUAGAGGAAAGAGGCAGUUCUCGUGGUAGCCGUGAGGAUCGGGGCAGUUCAAGGGGCAGUUCAAGGGGUAGUUUCGAAGACAAAGGAAGUUCUCAUGACUGGAAGGGAAUGGGAGGAUCUACGCCGAGGCCGCGGCUCACGCGUCUCGUUGCGAAGAAGGAUCGGAAUUAUGAUGCGAAAGUGGAUUCCGAUUUUGAUGAUGAUAGUUCAGUCCAUUCUACUUCCUCUCCUCGUCUUUCACCCGCGUCUAGUGAUAACUUAAGCAAGAUCACUAUUGGACAACAGAGCUUUCGAGUGGGAGGCGACGUAGACAAUUUGAAAGCUCUGUACGAGGCCCUGGGUGCGACGAGUCCUGCGGCACUAGGUAUUGAAGCCUCAGAUUGGGAGUCUCGUCGAAAGUCCGCUGUUUACAGCCGACCAACUUCUCCCCCCAGAGUGUCACAUGAUACUGGUCAGUCUUCUUACUCCCACGACUUCCAGUUUCCGGCAAGUAGGGUCGAUUCUAGUCUCGAAUCGCCCCCUCUUUCGCCUCGCGGACUUGCCCCGAUGUCUCCCGUUAGACCCAUUGAGGUGGAAUGGAGGAAGCAUCGGAACAAUUAUGCCAAGCCUACUAUAUCGAAUCGCCCUGGUCGUGAGAAUAAUCCCCUGAAGCCCUCGCAGCCACCUCCGACCAUGUUUCCUCAGUCUUCUGGAUUAAGGACGCCUGACCCCUUACCACCCAUUGACACCUCGACUUCUCGAUUGGGUAGGGAAAGCUUAGAGUUGCAGAAUAGGCAUACUACGUUGGGAGCCUAUUCUCCGCCGGGCCUAAGGAAAGUCCAUUCAGAACUUACAGGAUUGGUCUCAGCUCGUAGCGACGGGGCCGGUUGGGCAUCUGAUAUUGAGUCGGCCAAACGAAAUGAGGAUUUAGCUGUAGCAAGUCCGGUCUUUCGUGAUAAUUUGCCUUCAGCUGCAGUAGCAAUGCCCAACGGCAGUCUAGUUCGGGCUUCCUUCACUCCGAGAGAUUCCAACCGGAUGAACAGUGUUAGAAGUAAUAGUCAUGGACUUCGAUGGAACUCCUGUCAUGCACAAGAAGCGGAGGCUAUCGCGAAAACUGCUUUAGAAGAGACUUCUAAUGGGCUACGAAUAGAGGAUCCUGAAAGAAUAAGAGAUCUGGAAAAGCCUUCACCAUUGAUCAUUGAAAAGGUUGAUGAACCUCUGAGUGAGGUUUCUAGUAGCGUCAGUACAGAAUCAUCACCUAGUGUUAUUCCAAAAAGACCCCCCUGGGACACCUGGGCUAAAGGUGAAUUUCUCGGAAGUGGAACAUUUGGUUCAGUGUAUGAGGGUGUGGCAAGAAAUGGAACGUUUUUUGCUGUGAAGGAAGUUAAUCUUGCAGAUGAAGGAAAGCUUGGAAGACAGGCCGUCAAGCAACUGGAACGGGAGAUAGCACUUCUUAGCGAUAUCCAGCAUCCCAACAUUGUUCAGUACCUGGGCACUGAAAGAACAGAGGACAAACUCUACAUUUUUCUGGAACUGUUAAACAAGGGUUCAUUGGCCAAUCUCUACAGGAAAUACGGAUUAUUUUAUGAACAAAUUAAAGCGUAUACAGAGCAGAUUCUUACCGGCCUCAAGUACCUUCAUGACCGGAAGAUCAUACAUAGAGAUAUUAAGUGCGCCAAUAUUCUCGUAGAUACAAAUGGAGUGGUUAAGCUGGCCGACUUUGGGAUGGCUAAACAGGUAGAAAAAUUUGGAUUCGCGAAGUCAUUCGUGGGCAGUGCUCACUGGAUGGCUCCGGAAGUGGUCGAUCCGAAGCAGCAGUAUAAUUUCGCCGCUGAUAUAUGGAGUCUGGGUUGUACGGUGUUGGAGAUGGCAACCGAAGGUCCGCCUUUCGGAGAGUUAGAGUUCAUCGCCGUAUUUUGGAAAAUAGGGAGGGGAGAGGCUCCACUUAUUCCGGACGACCUUGAGGAUGAAUUGAAGGAUUUCAUUGCCCAGUGUUUGCAAGUAGAUGCCUCAAAACGACCCACUUGCGACAUGCUUCUGGCACACCCCUUCAUUACUGGUGAAGAGAUGACCGGUCCAGUGACUCAAAUGGGAACACCUGGGCUGUCUACAAUUUCUGAGGAAAGGUCUGUUGAUAUGUCAGUUACUUCGAGCAUUGCAGUAAGUUCGAAUUCAGGAACCUCUCCGAGAGUGAUCGAGAAUCUGGUUAAUCACCUUUCAAUUGAAAGACGGCCAAAAUCCAUGAGAACUUUGCGAAGCGAGUUAAGCAUGAGUUCUGCAGAAAGUAUCGCAUCGUGAUUGAGAAGAAAAAUUGUAUCUUUAGGCUGCCCACAACUUUCCCCUAUUGGAAGUCGCGGGUAGAAUUCGAGGAUGAAAAUGUAACAAAAUUUGAAGUGAAUUACGGCUAUGAACAAUUCUCUGUGGAUUGGUGGUUUUGAUAGGAUAAUCCUGAGUAGAACUAUUCCUUACAGGAGCUGUGUGGAUAAUUUUUUAAAUGGGAUGCAGAAGACGUAUAGUUUGGUGCAAGGAAACCAUAGUACAUUGAUAAUACGGAGAGGUGCUGCUAGGUAUUGUGGUUGAAACAUCUGACUAUGUAGGACACACCUUUUGGCACUGGACUUGUCAGCCUUACGUUUCCCUCUUAGAUUAUGACACUGAGAUGCGAACAAUAUCUCUGCUGGUAUUCAAAGCAAGCAACCGGUUUAGAAGUAGGUUUGAUGUUGGAAAUGGUGCUCAAAGUGGUGUCAUGUUGCUUGUCGUUCAUUUUUAGACUUACGCAGGGAAUCAGGAAGCUGAUUGCGAGAAUAGCUAGUUCAGUAUUGGAUGUCCGCGCGAGCUUGAUAAAGUCUUCCUUUGCGGCUAUGCAGUGGCCAUACUACCUGCUGGUGGCCGUACAGUGGAAUGCCGUAUGUGUUGUAUUUUGAAAGCUCUUGUCGGAAACCAGCAGUAUUAUACGGGGCACUCUGUUGUGCUGAAAACCUGUGUGCUUAUAGGAGGAGAAGAUGGCCACGGAGUACGAAUGACAAAAUGAGAUGCUUGUUGCAAUAGUUCUAUUUGGGGGGGAGGGGGGUGUGCGCAUACAGAAAGAAGUUUCUCCCAAUGUCGACGAUUCCUAUCAGGAAGUACAGAGUUCGUUGAUUGUUGCUUGGAAAUGGGAACGUUCAGCCUGAGUCCAGUUGGAUCAGCACAGAGUGAUACACUGGGUGUACCUAGAGGCUGAACGGAGAUCCUUCUAAAUACAGGACAAGAGCCUUCAGCAAGAAAACAUGAAGCUGCAUAAGAACUUUAGUUGACAACGUACGGAAGCUGAAAUGGAGUGACUUCAAUGGUGAUACGUAAUCUAAUCGGGAUUGCAGACCUCUUCGCAGGUGCAACUAAGUGAAAACACUGAAAAUGAAGAGGCCAUUGUUCUCAACAAUCAGCGUGAUUGAAACUCUGAAUAUGAUCAGGAGUGAACUUAGCUACUAAACUUUACCAAUGUGCUUUCCUAUCAGCUAGAAUCUCUUGUACAUUAAGUCUGAUAUAUGCAAUUGUUUCAAAUACCCGUUCAUAGCUUAUCUCUUUAUUGCAUAGGCUUCAUUCAAGCUUACGCAGAGUGCACUGUACAUGUUGAAAAUCUAUAUUUAAUUCGGGAUACAUCUGCUGAAAUUGGUUCCA